Molecule: messenger RNA, 1323 nt
Organism: Didymodactylos carnosus
Lineage: Eukaryota; Metazoa; Rotifera; Eurotatoria; Philodinida; Philodinidae
Source: the annotation of a GenBank genome assembly
AUGAACAACACUUAUUCUCAUAGUGAAGAUAGUGAGGACAGUCGAGAAAAUGACGGUACCCGUCAUAUGCAUACAGAUGAUACUAAUACAACGUCACCACCAAGUUACGGAUGGUCAAGUGAUGAAAAAGAAAAUAUUUCACCCGUUUGUAAAUAUUGUGGAAAAAGUUUUGCUAAUCAAUCAAAUUUAAGACAUCAUAUUGAAGUUAUACAUAAUAAAACGAAUAAAUGGAGAUGUACACUAUGUGGAAAAGUAUGUUCAAGUAAAUCCAAUUUAAAAGUCCAUUUUCGUGUUCACGUUCGUGUUAAAGUUUAUUAUUGCAAGUUUUGUGAUUAUUCUUGUAUGCAUCAUAGUUCAAUUCGAGAUCAUUUAACCAAAAUGCAUCCAGAUAAACAACAUUCAACGUUAGAACCAGGUUACAAUUUUAAUGCACAAGCAGUACCUGAACCGGAUCAAUUUAAUGGUGGUGAUUUUGAUUCAAUCGAAUUCGUUAAGAAAAAUAAUAAUAUCCGACACACACUAACACCUCGAAAUAACGUAGUACCAUCACGAUUACCCCUCUCCUCUCCAGCAGCUAAAAAACGUAAAAGUGAAUCGAAUAUUUUACAACGGCCAAGAGAACAACAAGCAUCUGUAUCACUCAGUCAACCACCCGUACCACAACAACAAGUCCGACGAGAUACAUCAACAAAUCAAGCAUAUCCAUUUUUGCCAUUUCCUGGUUUUAGUUUUGCUUAUCCGCCGUUUGCUCUAUAUUCUGGUCUCGUUCCAAGUACAUUUAUUCCAAUGUUCAAUGCGGUAGCUUCUUCUUCUAUGAACACCACCACUAGUACAACAAUAUCUUCAUCAACAGAAAACUCUGCCGUUAAUACUACUACACCAUCCUCGAGUCGAUCUUUAGGUGUAUCCAAUACUUUAAAAUCAUCCACUCCUCCAACUCCCAUAGCUGCUCAUCAAUCUCAUUCGCAGCCAACAAGUUCAAAUGGAUUUAUUCCCUAUUCGUAUUCUGUUGAUGGUCUUCUAAAUUUAACAACUGGAUCAACAGCAUCCACCUCGAAUGAUGCUGCCACCUCAUCACCAAUAUCUCCAAAAAAACAAAAACGCAAAAAGAUUGUUGAUGGAAAUUUGAAUGAUGAAAAUAAAUCAGGUUAUCCAUGUCAUCAUUGUCGAUUGUCAUUUUUUGAUAAACAAACAUUUGAAUUACAUUCUCGUCUACACACAUGCGAUGAAAAUCCGUGGAAAUGUAAAAUGUGUGGAGAAGAAACAAGAAAUGACAAGGAAUUUAUUAUUCAUAUUCUCAAAUAUAAUUACCAUUCAGUGUAA